UGCCCGCAGCUGGUGGCAGACGAGAACGUGCGCGCCGUGGUCACCCUCAACGAGGAGUACGAGACCCGCUUCCUCUCCUGCUCCGCCCAGGAAUGGGAGGCAAUGGGAGUGGAGCAACUGCGUCUCAGCACCGUGGAUCUAACUGGAGUCCCCACCUUGGAAAACCUCCAGAAGGGUGUUCAAUUCAUAAUGAAACACCGAGCGUGUGGCAACAGUGUCUAUGUGCACUGCAAGGCAGGACGCUCCCGCAGUGCCACCAUGGUGGCAGCAUAUUUAAUUCAACUGCAUCACUGGAGCCCUCAGGAAGCAAUAGAAGCUAUUGCCAAGAUCCGUCCCCACAUCCUCAUUCGGCACAAGCAAGUCCAGGUCCUGGAGAUGUUUCACAGGAAUGUGAUCACUGAGACAACUGCAUAG
Messenger RNA from Mesitornis unicolor (brown roatelo), 414 nucleotides. It is a transcript of the gene PTPMT1, whose product is annotated as protein tyrosine phosphatase, mitochondrial 1. Gene Ontology annotation, molecular function: phosphatidylinositol-4,5-bisphosphate 5-phosphatase activity; phosphatidylglycerophosphatase activity; protein tyrosine/serine/threonine phosphatase activity. The record is from RefSeq and is a predicted model, not a curated record. NCBI's taxonomy places the organism in Eukaryota, Metazoa, Chordata, Aves, Mesitornithiformes, Mesitornithidae. The annotation marks the transcript as partial. The transcript is spliced from 3 exons. Gene Ontology annotation, biological process: protein dephosphorylation.